GGCUCACCAAUGGAACUCUACCGUGAAUGCAAAGAGAACGGAGCUGUCCAAACGAUUUCAUUUCCCUCAGUACUGGGGAAAAAGUUGAUAAAAGAAAACUCACUAGGACGUGUAAUUUAUUUAUAGAGAGGCAAUUGGCACAUUUACGGCGGGGUGUUUAAGGAGCAAAUUAGCGAAGUUCGUUGAAAAACCACCACAGAAGCGGUUUACUGGGAUAUGGGUUAUAAAUUAAACGUUUCUAAACUGGAGCUAAGGCUAACAAGCUAAGUUGGCGUAUACACAAAACGCGAAAUACCUUACUUUAAAAUCUUACUUAAUUUUUCUUCUGAGUUGUCAUGUUAAAUAUUUCACCCGUAUCAAGUGUGAAUGCGGACGUAUUCCUGACGCAGUAUUUAUUAAAACUGAAGUGGUAAAAAUUAUUAUUUCAAAAGCUAUAUCAGUUGUAGCGUUAAAGCUAACAAUUUGUUAGCUACUUUUGCCGAUGUAUUCGUUGCUUGAGCUAAGCGCGAGCUAGUGCUAAUGCUAAUCCGUUGCCCGUCGCACAGUCGAUUUGUUUUGGUGGAGCAAUGGUUCAUUUCAGUGGAGGGUAGUUGUUGUAGCUAGCCAGUACAUUUAACGCGGCUUGUCGGGUUAAGUGUUUUAGUGUCAAGCGUGUGAAACAAGUAUGGUGUCUUAAUAGGGCACCUAUCUAACUGGCUAACGUUGUUAAGUAGAUCAGUGUUCGAUUCAAUAAAAGCAUAAACUACUUUUUAAAAGCUGAAUGUAACGCGUUAUAAUAUUUUCUUGAAUUUUUAAACACUUAACACAUUAAAUUCAGGUAACUUUAUACAUUGUCAUUUUAAUGGUUUUCUUAAAAACAUUGUAGAAUUUGUCGUCUUUUAAUUAGGAAGAUUUUUAAUAAACUUAACUAACGUUAGGGCCAACUAGCAAGUUUAGCAUUCGUCAAACUUUGCAAAACUAGUAAAGUUAUAGUUGUCUUGCUCUGGGAAUUUUUUUAAUCUGUGACAGACAUGGAAGAUCCAAAUCCGCGAUACAGCAAACGACUGCGGUCAGGAACGCGGCGACGUUAUCAUGACGAUGGAAUCUCUGAUGAUGAGAUCGAGGGGAAAAGGACCUUUGACCUGGAGGAGAAAGUAUAUGGUGAUUGCUUUGGUUCUGAUAGAAUCAAACGCAUGGAAGGAAAAGAUUUUACUUACGAAUUCGUACAGAGGGGUGGACUGAGGGAUCCAAUUAUCUUUGAACGACUAGAUGGACUCGGAAUUAAAAUGCCAGGUUCAGACUUCACUGUGAAUGAUGUGAAGAUGUUUGUGGGCAGUCGGAGAAUGAUUGACGUAAUGGAUGUGGCUACUCAGAAGGGCACAGAGAUGUCGAUGGCUCAAUGGAGGCGAUAUUAUGAGACCCCGCCUCCCCAGAGAGAGAAACUCUACAACGUCAUCAGCUUGGAGUUUAGCCACACCAAAAUGGAGAAUUUAGUCAAACGACCUACAACGGUGGACCUGAUAGAUUGGGUGGAUAAUAUGUGGCCACGGCACUUAAAGGAAAGGCAGAGAGACUCCACCAACUCCAUUCUUGAGAUGCAGUACCCUAAAGUGCAAAAAUACUGUCUGAUGAGCGUUCAGGGCUGUUACACAGACUUCCACAUAGACUUUGGAGGCACAUCUGUGUGGUAUCACAUACUGCGAGGAUGCAAGGUAUUUUGGUUAAUUCCACCGACACCGCAGAACCUGGAGCUCUAUGAGAACUGGGUGUUGUCUGGAAAACAAGGAGACAUCUUUCUUGGAGACAGAGCCACCGAGUGUCAACGGAUUGAACUUAAGCAAGGGUACACUUUUAUUAUCCCAUCAGGGUGGGUUCAUGCAGUGUACACACCUGUGGACACAAUUGUGUUUGGUGGAAAUUUUCUCCACAGUUUUAAUAUCCCCAUGCAGCUCAAUAUCUGCAACAUUGAAGACAGGACACGGGUGCCAGCUAAAUUUCGCUACCCAUUUUAUUAUGAGAUGUGUUGGUAUGUGCUGGAGCGGUAUGUGUACAGUCUGACCAACACCUCCUACCUCAUCCCUGAGUUUCAGAAACACUCUCUAGGCAUUGGCCUUAAGCGGGAAUUCUCCAGUUCUGAAGCCUUAAAUGGUCAUGUAAAGGAUGAAGAUGAUCCUCCCUCUCCUCCAACUCGGCCAGGGAUGAAAGUUCACAUGACACCUUUUGAGGUGGAGGGAUUAUGGAAUUUGCUUGGAAAACUAGAAUCUCUCCCGUCACACAAAAAGUGUGUCCCUGCAGGCAUACACAAUGCACCUGCUUUACUCCAUGACAUGAGGGCAUUACUUAAAGAACAUGCUAAUGAUACCCCUAAACUUUCAUACACUGGAAGACCCAUUGUUAAAUGGCCAAAGAGGCCAUCCUGGUACCAGCCUCCCCCACCUCCAGCGCCAGUAGGUCGUCCCAAAUUAGCCACCACUCCUAUUAUUCCUCGUCCAACAAAGCCGGCCUCCUCGAUGUCCGCACUGCGGCGGCGACGUGUACGCUGUAAACGCUGUGAGGCAUGUCUACGGCCAGAAUGUGGCGAGUGCAAUUUCUGCAGAGAUAUGAAGAAGUUUGGUGGCCCUGGCAAACUGAAACAGACGUGUGUCCUUCGCCAGUGUCUUGCGCCUGGUUUGCCCCUCUCUGCUGUGUGUGAAAUUUGUGAAGAAGGAAACCAGGACACUGGAGAAGAGCUCAUGGAAUGCUCCAAUUGCGCACAGAUUGCCCAUCCCAGCUGCCUUAAGGUGCCAGGUGAAGGUGUAGUAAACAAAGAUUUGCCAAGUUGCUGGGAAUGUCCCAAAUGUGUCGUGAGCAAAGACACAGACUCUGAGUCGUCGGGCAGUGGUGAUGACAUCACACCUCAAGAGGGGUCAGGGGGGCUGAGGGUCGAGGGCGGGGCGUGGCACGGGGUCGGGCGGCCCCCUUCCUCUUUGCCACCUGGGUCGCUACGGAAACAAGUGGCGGCCCCAGAGCAGCGGCUCAGGAAGAGGAACAAGUUGGAAGCAAGCAAAAUGCAUAAACGCAAGUCAUCCUCGCUGGAUCCUCGCGUGGCUAAGAUCUUUCGCAGACAUGGUAUGGAUUCAGGGAGUGAUGACGAGGAUGGAGAAACAAGGAAAAAACUCUCCCUGCACUCAAGGGGUGCAAUAUCUGCUCGCCGUGCAUUUGGCUCCAGUAGGCGUGGUUUGUUAAGAGGUUCUUCCCAUCGAGGGGCCAGAGGAAGUGGCAUGACCACAAAUUCCUCCUCCCUGAAAAUAAGACGUGGACUUGGUAUAAGAGGUGAACGUGGGGGGCGUGUUCGUUUAAGAGGAGGAUCCAAAAUGCACCGAAGGCGUUAUGAAACUGAGGAUGAUGACGAUGACGAUGAGGAUGAUGACGAUGAGGAGGAUGACGAUGAGGAGGAGGAUGAGGAGGAGGAGGAAGAGGAAAGUGAAGAAGAAAGGCACAUGGGCAGACCUGAAAAAGAGCACCGUUCAAGGCGUCGGCGGCGUAGAGGCGAGGAGGAUGAUGAAGAUGAGGAUGAAGAAAGUGAAGAACCAGACUUUGAUAGAGAUGAAGAGAUGGAGGAUCUGGAUGAUGGAGGAGAGGAGGAUGAGGAUGAUGAGGGUGAGAACCAUUCAGACUCAGAACCUGACCCUCCUGUUCUGCUUGUCUCGGACUUAAAUGAUGAACUGUUAAAUGGGUCUUAUUUGACCGUUACAUUGCAGCGGCCAUCAAAGGCUAAACGUGAUCCGGGGUCUAUUGUGCCUAAACUGGAGGCAGCCAUGUCUCCUCGCACACCUGGUAAUGCUGAUUUACUACAGCGUAAAUCCCUUCACAAGUAUCGGCAAAAAAAUGGCAGCUCUCUUUCCACUGGAAAUGGUCUUUUACAACCCAAAGCCAUUCUAGCAUCAGGCCGUCAUACACGCCUCAGGGGAUUAAACCUUGAUGGUAGAGCCUCACCAUCUUCCACUUCCUCUCACUCUUCCAUUUCUCCUCCUCCACCUCCCCCGACAUCCACCACCAUCUCCUCUCCUCCUUCCCUCCUCACUCAUCCCUCAUUCCGGGAUGUGGGGAACGAGCCAGGGUGUGAGAAGGAGGUGUGGGUGUCAGUGUUUCACUACCUGAGCCGAACAGAACUGGCUGUGUGUAUGCGGGUUUGCAAAGCCUGGUACAAAUGGUGUUAUGAUAAGCGCUUGUGGAGCCGGAUAGAUCUCAGUAGAUGUCGCUCGCUCAGUGCUCAGGCUUUGACGGCUAUUAUUAAACGACAGCCUGUCACACUUGACCUAUCCUGGACACCCGUGUACAAAAAACAGAUGACCUGCCUUCUCCACCAUCUCCCAGGGCUGAAGGAUCUAAUCAUGUCAGGCUGUUCAUCAUCAUGUCUUUCGGGCUUGAGUUCUCUGAGCAUCCCUUGUCUCCGAACAUUGGACCUGUGUUGGGCUGAGAACGUUACUGACUCUCACCUCAAAGAUCUCAUCACGUCAUCAGGCAGUGAAAAUCGCAGCAGGUUGAAAGGCUUGUUAUCUUUAAGGUUAUCUGGUCUGGAUGUAAGUGACUCAACACUGAAGCUGAUAAUCAAACACAUGCCCUUGUUGAAGAGGUUAGACCUGUCACAUUGCCCUGGGGUUACAGACCAGUCAAUCAGCCUGCUUACAGCAAUUGGCUCCAACACACGCAGCACUCUCAAAGAGGUCAACCUCGCAGGCUGUAAUAAGCUUACAGAUAUGUGCCUAAAUUAUAUGAAGCGUCUGUCUGCUUUAACUCUGUUAGACUUGCGGGGCUGUAAGGGUAUCACACGACAUGGCUGUGAAAACUUCAUUUCGGACCUUUCCUACUGCACCUUCUUCUGUCUGACUGGGGAUAAACUCAUCCAGAGGAUAUCUUAACACAGACACAUGCAUACAGCACACAUGCUCUUAAACGUGGUGUGCUCUACGGGCUCUGUCAAAAUGCUCCGACAGGAUUCUGAGCUCCCUCACAGAGUCUGGUUGGGCAGGUGGAUGGAGGGCUAGAGGCUGCGCCCCUGGGGAGAGGAUGAACGCAGAGAAUUCAAGGAGAGUUACGUUCUUUGUGCCUGGCAUUUAAAGCGACUCGUAAAGAUACCAAGGGAUAUGUGAACAAACUAAAAAAUUGGAAUGUACUGAUCUAAACUACCUGGGUGACGGAGAGCAGUCCAAUCUUGCGAUUAUGAAGGUUUUAAAGAAUGUUGGCUACAUAUGGCAGUUUCAGGAGUGGCUCUUACGAUACUGUAAACCAGCAUUACCACGAGUGCGAGACAAAAUCACACAACCAUGGGGCAAUAUGUGACAUGACAACUUUAUGUGCACAUAGAUUUGAGUGCCAUGAAUUGAACUUUGACCUGACAUCCCAAAUAGUCACAAUUACAAACGUACAUAGUUUUUCUGUCCUGUGUGCCUGCAGAUAUGUCGAGCUUUGACAUGACACGUAAUGCUUUACCAACAUUUUCUAACAGACUUGGUCAGUUGAAUUGAUUUCUACCUAGGCCUCACCCAUUUUUAUUUUUUCUUUCUUUAUCCUCAUGUAUGUUUACCUCUGUCAGGUUUCUCCUAUAUCACCAUCUUACUUUGUACAUUUGCUGGGUUGUUAAUAGUGUACAUGUAUUUUUUUUCUUAAGCAGUGUCUUAAGUGUAGCCUGUAGAAAACCAUUUUUUCAGCUUUUUUUUUCAAGAAAAAAAAUAAUAAAUGUCACAUUUCCAGUGAGAUUUGUGGCAAAAUGCAAA
This is a messenger RNA of Clarias gariepinus (North African catfish), 5735 nucleotides long. RefSeq names its product lysine (K)-specific demethylase 2Aa (gene kdm2aa). Gene Ontology annotation, molecular function: DNA binding; zinc ion binding; protein binding. The transcript has 22 exons. Bases 1011 to 4880 code for a protein of 1289 amino acids. Gene Ontology annotation, biological process: protein demethylation; regulation of transcription by RNA polymerase II. The record is from RefSeq and is a predicted model, not a curated record. Lineage: Eukaryota; Metazoa; Chordata; Actinopteri; Siluriformes; Clariidae.